AUGAGGCGAAGGCUGUGGGUGCCACUGUGCUCGCCGCAGUGGGCAGGACGCUGCAGAGGCGUCAAUUUUAUUGCCGAUGCGCCCGACUCCGCGGAGGAAUGCGAGGGGGCUGGGGAUGUGGCGUUGCAGCGGCUUGUCCACUCACUUGGGUUUGAACUGAGGGACAUGGACCAACUUGUCCGCAGCCUCGCCACGGGUGAAAAGCCGCCAGCAGGUGCCUCAGAAAAAAACAGUUCAACACCGCGUACCCGGCUUGCAGACGCGUGCAUGAAGCUCCCUGUGCUUCUGCCGCUCUUUUGUAAAGUGGCAAUCGGGCGCCAAGGUUUGAGCGCCCCCUCCGCGAGCGAUGGAACCGCAGCGGGCAGCCUGAUGAACAGGGAGAGCGGGAAUUGCGAGGUGGCGGCCCUGCUCCACCGCUGUGCCCUCCGCACCGAAGCGAACCUGCAUACUCGGCAGGUGAAACACCUCUCUGAAAUUGAGUUACGCGGCGGGGCACUCGCCACAUUGUCCCUGGCGCUUUGGGAGUCCUUGCGCGUGCUUCGUCGAGAGGGCAAACGCCGUUGGCGGGACCUUGGCGAGGGUGGUACGGCCGAGACAAAUCAGCUUCACGCUUGGCGCUACGACGGGCUCAAAAUGCACGUGGAGGCCUUUGCCUCUCUCGAUGACACCUGCCGUUCCGUGUUUGGCAUGACUGUAGAGGCUGGGCCCGGUAAGCCAGGCGAUGCGGCGUGUCGGCAGACGUUAUGUCUGUGCGCCACGACGGUCAUUUCAAUGACGGUUUCGGUUGCGGAUGAGCUGCAUUGGCACUUUUCGAGGCCUUCUGUGAGGCAGCGUGGCGGUAAAGAAGUGCUUUUGCUUGAGCGCCGCGUAAACGACUGCGUCGCAUCUAUAUGGAGCGCGGCCCACGCCUUCUUGGCAGGCGUGGUUGAGGGAGCAACACCCUUCGCAGAAGGCGCAGAACAUGUUUCGCAGCUUUCCCCUGUCCUUUUCGCUGUUGAAUGUCUUCUUGCAGUCAUGGAGGGCAGCUCGAACCUUCCUUGCAGCGGGGAGGUGCCCGAUGGUGGAUGUGCCUUCGCCCCAAUGGUCAUGUGGCUCUUGCUGACGGCCUCCUCACUUCCUCACGCGCCCCCAUUGAAGUUGGAGCGGCGCUUCGUUUCGUGUCUGCAACAACUUUGGCAGAAGAUGGCGCCUCCGCUGGAGCGCAGCUCAAACGACAAGGUGAUGACGCACCGCACGGUACAUGCCUCGCUCAACCUUCGCUACGCCCACUUGAGAGGCGAGCUGCAAGUGGGUGAAGGCGACAAGUUUUUUGAGUUAAACCCGGAGAAGUCCUUGCUGCUUCUUCGCUUGCUGGAGCGUAUUGUAAGCAAGUUUGCUGCCUGGCAAGGAAACGGGGCUACAGCAACGGCUUCAAUGGUGAUGCCUCAUGCUGUCUUGUGCCGCACUGUAUUGGAGAUGGAGGUAGAAAUCUACUUUGCUGCGUGUAAAAAGACGGGCCGGGAACUGACAAUCCCAACGGAUAUUUCUCGCGCAGGAGUGGGUGCCCGAAGAGCGGGCGCAGCAGCGGAUGUGCAGUGGGAGGCGGUGCUGCAGGCUGCGUCCUCCUUGCGUGUUGCGGUGAGUUCUCUCGUGCACACGUACCUACGAAUGUAUGCGUCGCACGAUACGUCUGCGGUCACACAAGUCUAUGAGGAAAAGGGUGACGUUUCAUUUAUUGAGUGCUCUGUGUAUCGGUUUGUGCGUGGCAUAUCAACCUCCUUCUUUCCACUGCUUCGCCGCCACUACAUUGACAGCGCAGGAACGGCGGUGCUGACGAGCUCGCUUCAUUGCUUUCUGGCACUCAAGCAGGUGAGUGACCUCAUGGACGGUGACGGGGAGGAGCGGCGCCGCGGAGUAAAGUCGGCGUUUCGUGUGUGUGGAGUGAGCCUUUCACAGGCGACGGAGGUGGCGUUUUUUCUCUCGCUGUAUCGUCGUGAUCACCAAUCGCUGCUUGGUGGUGGGCUGGGCGGCUCUGUCGAUGCGAUUGACGGCUCAGUGGUGUCCUCCUACGUCAAGGAGGUUCUGUUUGCUCUGGAUCACAACACAGCGAAGCAGUUGUGGCAUCUGCGCAGCAAAAAAGUGCUGCGGUGCUUUACGGGCAUGUCAUGCGCAGGUGAGUUGGCGGACGAACGACAAGAGCGGCGGCAAGCACAAUCGAUUCUAAGCGUUGUUCAUGCCCACGUCUUGCAUCCCUCGUUUUUGUGGAUGCCGCUUUUCCAGCUGCAGGAGAUGGUGUUUGUUUUGUGUCAGAACCGCGAGCUGACAGAGGGGCUGCAGCAGCGGCUAAAGUCUUCAGACGCCGACGAUGCAGCGGCGUCCGCCCUUGUUCGCGUGGGUUCCGUGGGCGGGACGCUGCGGCACUUUGGGCGGGCCCUUGGCUACGUCGCAUUGCGCCUGUACGUGGUGACCAACGUCCUCCGCUGCUACCGCGAUGGCUUGCGGAGGGAGGAGCGACCCGCCCGCCUACCGUCUGGCGAGGCCUCGUCACCGGCGAAGCAGCAGCGGGUGUGGGCGCGAAACAUGGCACGCACGCUGCACAAGAGCUUUCCCGGAUUGGCGGCGGAGGUGGAGGGGCUCGACCGCACGCGUCGCACACACCUCAAGCGGGCGAAUCACUGCAUUCUGGCGCGGCUGGAGGCAACCUGUCUGCUUGCAGUGCGCCACAGCCUGCUGUUUCAUGUCAAGAAGCAGCGGAGAAGGCGGAGUGCAAAAAAGACGAUGCAGCGCCUAAUGGACGCCGAUGCCGCCACGGACGGCUCUGUCGGGGCAGCCACGCAAUCAGAGGGAGCGGCCGUAGUGGACACCCUCACAAUUCACGCCAAGCGAUCUAGCGCAACCACACCGCUGGGGUUUUCCCUCUACGGGGAGCGUCCAGCAAUACGCCGACUGUCUGGCUUAGACCACAGGGCCGGCCCCGAUGACGGCUCCACUGGGAAAAACGCGAACGACACUCCGUUUUCGGUGGCGCUUCGGGCAGCGGGGGUUGGGGAGCCUUGCAGCGUUGUUGGCUGGCGUGUUGUACAGAUUGACGGCACCGAGGUGACGAACAGCAGGGACGUCGUCGCACUUCUUAGGGGGAAGCAUGUGUUUUCCAUGACACUCGCUCCUCCUGCGUAA
Molecule: messenger RNA, 3156 nt
Organism: Trypanosoma conorhini
Lineage: Eukaryota; Euglenozoa; Kinetoplastea; Trypanosomatida; Trypanosomatidae
Exons: 1
Coding region: 1-3156 (1051 amino acids)
Source: RefSeq, a predicted model, not a curated record